AUGUCGUACUCGUCGAGACCGAUCGCUUCACAUUUGCGUCAAGGCUCGACAACGAACUCUUCGGGUCCCUCACCAGUGUUGUUAGCCAGAAUAAACGAAAAGAAGGCAGAAUUGGAAAAUCUUAAGCAGCUGCGGGAUCUAAGUGCGGGACUAGCAGGUCAGAUGCAAAUGCUCGAGGAGAAGCUUGGAACGCUUUCGGAUGGAACUGAAGCUGUCGCAACCGUGUUGGGCAAUUGGCAUAAUGUCCUCCAAGCGAUUAGUAUGGCAUCAAUGAAAAUACCCAAACCAAAGGACAGCGAGGACCACAUGCCGGAAAGUAAAGCGAAAGACGAAAUAGAGCUUCCACAAACGCUGGUCAGAAUACCUACGGAGCAUGCGCCGAUGUUGAAGCAACAGACAGAGGGGAACGAAGAAUGA
This is a messenger RNA of Glarea lozoyensis ATCC 20868, 417 nucleotides long. RefSeq lists its product as uncharacterized. The transcript is spliced from 3 exons. The coding region runs from base 1 to 417 and encodes 138 amino acids. Gene Ontology annotation, cellular component: DASH complex; mitotic spindle pole body; mitotic spindle. Gene Ontology annotation, biological process: mitotic cell cycle; attachment of spindle microtubules to kinetochore. The record is from RefSeq and is a predicted model, not a curated record. NCBI's taxonomy places the organism in Eukaryota, Fungi, Ascomycota, Leotiomycetes, Helotiales, Helotiaceae.